GACAUUUCUUCGUCAGUGAUUUCCUGAUCCUGAAUCUCAGCAUUGUUACUCAUGGUCUCUGAGAGCCCAAAGCAGCAUGUACUGAGGCUCUGAACCAGGUAGAAGCAAAGGAAGGAGCAAAGGAAAUGAAAGAAGCUGUGGAAGAUACCUGCUUAUGAGAGAGGGAAAGAAUAGGCCUUCUGUUUCAGAGAUCCUUGGCGUACCCCUCCCUGUGGAAAGAUGCUCCACCCAAACUUUGGAGAGGCCUCAAGCUGAAGUUGGUGACCUGCCUGAGUCCCAGGGGAACCAUAGGCCUUUGAGUGGGUCCCAGGGAUGAUGAGAUCUACGUGAAAGACGUACAGUUAAGAAUUUAAAUUUCUGGAGCCAAACAGACCUUGGUUCAGAUCCCAGGGUGAAUACGUGGUUGAGAGAAUGUGAAAUUUUUCUUCAGCGUUUUGAGGCUCAUUUUUAGGCUGGUGGUGAUUGUACCUCUCCCGCAGGACCACGGUGUGAAGGUAAGCACAUGACACCUAUAAAACACUAUGCCUGGCCCUAAUACAUAGCAAGCCUGUUCUCCCUGGCGGCUCCCACCAUUUUUGCGGUGGAUGAACGAGGCACAUCUGGGCGGGGCCGUGCUGGGCUGCUGGCUUUGGAGCCCGGUUUCUACUGGAACCCAAAAGAUGGCUCUCACCCCUGAAGUCAGCGUGCCUUGGUUGGAACUCGGUGUCUGUCAUUGACCUUGCUGGUGUGUCUUCUGCAAGGCUGUCCGCUUUCCUGGUCCUCCUUUUCCCAUCUAAAAUAGGCCUGCUUCCUAGAGCUAGUUUGAUGUAUUUGUGGAAGCAGUUUGUAUGCUCUUGAGCACUGAACAGAUGUAAGAGAUGAUGAUGGAGAAAACAAUAUUCGUAGUGUUUACUGUGACCCUCCUCUGCACUAUGCUCCUCUGAAUGCUUUUGUGUAUUGACUCAUUUUAUCUUCACAGCAGUCCUAGGAGGACUCUUAGUAGUCCUAUUUUACAGAUGGGGAAAUCUGAAAAGGCACAGGCACAGAGGGGACUCCAGGCGGUGAGUAGAGGAGCUGGGAGGGAAGCUAAGGGAGCCUGCAGCCCUAACCACUGGACUGCACAGCCUGCCUUUGGUUACAGAGCAUCCCUCCCAAAUUCAUGCCCACCUGGAACCUCAGAAUGUGACCUUACUUGGAAAUACGAUCUGUGCAGAUGUAAUUAGUUCCAUUAAGAUGAAGUCCUAUGGGAUUAGCAUGGGCCCUACUCCAAUAACUGGUAUUCCUAUCAGAAGAGAGCAGAGGAGACACACGCAUACAGGAGGGAAGGCCUGUGAAGAUGGAGGUACAGACCGGAGGGCUGCACCUACAGGCUAAGGAACGCCCAGGGUCGCCCGCAACCACCAGAAGCCAGAAAAGGCAAGGAAGGAUCCUCCCCUAGACCCUCCAGAGGGAGCAUAGCCCUGCCGAUGCCUUGAUUUGGGACUUCUGGCCUCUGGGAGAGAGCACGUUUCUGUUGUUUUUUUUGUAUUUUUGUGUGGUACGCGGGCCUCUCACUGUUGUGGCCUCUCCCGUUGCGGAGCACAGGCUCCAGAUGCUCAGGCUCAGCGGCCAUGGCUCACGCGCCCAGCCACUCCGCGGCAUGUAGGAUCUUCCGGGACCGGGGCACAAACCCGUGUCCCCUGCAUCGGCAGGCGGACUCUCAACCACUGCGCCACCAGGGAAGCCCACAUUUCUGUUAUUUUAAUCCGCCUCCUAUCCAGAGGAGAAAGAAGGCAGCCAGGUAGCCUGGCACUGCUGGCCAGCUUUCUGGGUCAGCCCCUAUCCAGACCAUGGAGAAGCUAUGUUACCUUGCAGGUGUCCUUCCCACCUUGAAGGUCCCCGGCGCACAGCAUGCUCGUCGUGAGCAGAGGCGUCAUGGGGAAGCAUGUUUCCCAGUCGAUCAGCUGGAUGUUGACUUUCCAGAGCACUGUUUCCAUACUUCGCUUAGGAACUGACCCAAAGAAGCAGCAGAUGGGGAAAGAACCCUGAGCUCAGCGUGGUCCCUUUGGAGGACCCACCCACAUCAUGUCUUUUCACCUCAACAACAAGGGAACUGCUCUGUGGCCCCGGCAAUGACCCAGAUUUGGACUGGGUGAGGAGGGGGUAGGAGGGGUGUCCGGGAGACUCUUGAGCCCACCCUCUCUGAAUCAAGAGCUCCUAGGACUGGGUCUCUACUGGAUUUCAGCCUCAGUGAACCAUUUUCUCACCCUGCCAAGGGUGCCAGGUUCCAGCAAGGGUCCUAAAAAGGAGUUUCAUUCAAAUCCAUGAGGAUGUAAAGAGAACCCACGAUGACAAGUUCUGUCCUGGGACCCACGGCACAAAAAGAUGGGCUUGAAGCUUGUGUCGGGGUCCUUGAGGAGUUCACUGCCUGUGGGCUCUAGCUGAGCCCAACUCCUAGAAUGUCCACUUUCGAAGAUGGGGAUGUGUUCCUCUUUGUAUGUUGCUGAAUCCCCGGAGCCUGCAACACUGCCUGAAUCAUAGAGGAGUUUCAAAGAAAAUGAGGUUUUCGGUGUCAAGAUUUCCUUUACCAUGUACGACCUCCAAGGUAGAUCUUAUUCCAAAACAAAAGAAAGAGAAAAUAGCAAUGGGCUGCAGUUAGAAUCCACCACACACUGAGGAUCGAUCCUCCACAGAGAUGAUUCCCACUGUCAAGGAUACGCGUCUGCCAUGGGAAAUCUACACCGUCUGCAGGCACCCCGCCUAUGAUAUCCAAAGCUUCUGACUUCUCAGAACUGUUUAUUCUUUGGCCACAUUUCACUAAGAGCAGAAAGAAGGAAGAGGGAGGAGAGACCCAGCGCCCAACAGUCAAGACGAAGAAACAGUCUUGGAGAGAUCACGUGAUUGCUGAAGACCAUUCAGCUUACAAGAGACAGAUGGGCAUCUUUCGGGCAGAAUGCGGUGAAAGACCCAUUUUUGAGAGAGGAGCUCAGUAUUCCAGAAUCAUAGGAGGGAUGGAGGCUGAGGUGGGUGAGUUUCCAUGGCAGGUGAGUAUUCAAGCAAGAAAUGAACACUUCUGUGGUGGCGCCAUCAUCAGCAAGUGGUGGAUUGUCUCAGCGGCUCACUGCUUUCACUCUGAGAUCUCGCCAACAGAACUGAGAGUCGUGCUGGGAACGAAUAGCUUAAGCAGCCCAUCCCUGGAAGUAAAGGGGGUCACAAGCAUAAUUCUGCACAAGGACUUUCAAAAACUCAACAUGGACAAUGAUAUCUCCCUGCUGCUGUUGGACACGCCCAUCACAUUCAGCGAACUGAAAGAACCCAUCUGCAUGCCCACAGAGCCCGGCCUCUCCAGGUGGCACAAAUGCUGGGUGGCAGGAUGGGGGCAGACCCAAACUGGUCUCAAACAGCCUAUGGAAACAGAGCUGCUGAAAGUGCCCAUGACCAUCGUGGAUUGGGAGAAAUGUUUAAAGGAAUUUCCAAGACUUACCAAAAAUAUGCUGUGUGCUGGAUUCGAGAAUGAGACCUACGAUGCUUGCCAGGGUGACAGCGGGGGUCCUCUCGUCUGUACCACAGAAUCUGGCAAGAAGUGGUACCAGGUGGGCAUCAUCAGCUGGGGAAGGAGUUGUGGACAGAAGAACGUUCCAGGAAUAUACACCUUGUUAGAAAACUACCACUCCUGGAUCAAGAAGAUGUCACCCCCUCUUCCCGGCUGCCCGGGUGUCGGUGUCGCCGGCCUGGGCGCUCUGCCACGACCGCUGUGGGCGCAGAUGGAGCCCAUGAAGUGGACUGCUGGCCGCCACUCGAGGUCACCUGGUUUCCUAAGAAGCAGAUUCUCGGCAGUUUCUCACAGGAGGAGCAUUUGCAACUCACAGCUCUGCUGGCAUCCUUUCCCCAUCCCUCCCCGCCCGAACACAGCUCGCUCGUUUGGAAAGUAACUGUGAAACCUUUUA
Messenger RNA from Lagenorhynchus albirostris (white-beaked dolphin), 3905 nucleotides. It is a transcript of the gene PRSS55, whose product is annotated as serine protease 55. The transcript has 11 exons. Gene Ontology annotation, molecular function: serine-type endopeptidase activity. Gene Ontology annotation, biological process: proteolysis. The coding region runs from base 2721 to 3890 and encodes 389 amino acids. Lineage: Eukaryota; Metazoa; Chordata; Mammalia; Artiodactyla; Delphinidae. The record is from RefSeq and is a predicted model, not a curated record.